Tachysurus fulvidraco (yellow catfish) is the source of this 1970-nucleotide messenger RNA. Its product is annotated as lipase, endothelial. The transcript has 10 exons. Gene Ontology annotation, molecular function: protein binding; lipoprotein lipase activity. NCBI's taxonomy places the organism in Eukaryota, Metazoa, Chordata, Actinopteri, Siluriformes, Bagridae. Bases 95 to 1576 code for a protein of 493 amino acids. Gene Ontology annotation, biological process: lipid metabolic process. The record is from RefSeq and is a predicted model, not a curated record.
UGUGUGAUAGGGUUCAGUUUACAUUUUACACUUUACACCACUUUACACCAGUUUACACUCACCGGAGCGGCCUGUUUUAAAGUUCUACAACAGUAUGGUAUUGAGAUUAAACGCAUUUCUUCCACUUUGUGUGUGUUUAAUGCUGGUUUGUUGUACACUGAGUGUGUGUUCUGAGGAUGAGCUGAAAGGAGGUGUGGACGUGAACCCAGAGCCGCUCGAUCAGCAGGUUAAAUACAACAUGCGGAAAUCUGAGGAUCUGGAUGAUGAAGGCUGUUUCCUCCAAACGGGUCACAACGAGGUGCUGCAGCAGUGUGGGUUCAACACCACGGCCAAGACUAUCCUUAUCAUCCACGGCUGGACGAUAGGGGGUGUCUUUGAGAGUUGGAUGUACAAGCUGGUCUCAGCAGUAGUGCAGCGUGAGGCUGAGGCCAAUGUCAUUGUGGUGGACUGGCUUGGUUUGGCACAUCAACUUUAUCCUGACGCUGUCAAUCACACACUCCGUGUCGGACACAGCAUUGCCACAUUGCUUGAUUGGCUAAAGGAUGAACAGCAGCUGCCUCUGGAGAAUGUGCAUCUUAUUGGUUACAGUCUGGGAGCUCAUGUAGCAGGAUAUGCUGGAACAUUCGUUAAUGGGAAAGUCGGCCGUAUAACAGGGUUGGACCCGGCCGGUCCCAUGUUUGAGGGGGCGGAGCCAAACAAACGCCUGUCUCCAGAUGAUGCAGACUUUGUGGAUGUUCUGCACACAUACACACGUGAAGCUCUGGGUGUGAGCAUCGGCAUCCAGCAGCCAAUCGGACACAUUGACAUCUACCCUAAUGGGGGAGAUGUGCAGCCCGGAUGUGCCCUGGGGGACGUCCUGUCCUCUGCUGCUGCAGGGGACUUUAUGGAGGUGAUGAAGUGUGAGCACGAGCGUGCGGUGCACCUGUUUGUUGACUCCCUGAUGGAUAAGGAGCACAUGAGUUUUGCGUAUCAGUGCACAGGGCCUGAGCGCUUUAAUAAAGGGAUCUGUCUGAGCUGCAGGAAGAACCGCUGCAACAACGUGGGCUACAACACGCGCAGUGUGCGCAGGACGAGGAACAGUAAGAUGUACCUGAAGACCCGCGCUGACACGCCCUUUGCUGGUUACCACUAUCAGAUGAAGAUGCAUGUCUUUAACCGGAAACACUCUGAUGAUGCAGAUCCCACCUUUUACAUCAAACUUUUUGGAGCUCACAAUGACACCAAUGACAUUUACGUUGACAUUGCUGAUGGUGUGGGUUUGAACCUCACCAACACGUUUCUGAUAUUUACGGAGGAGGAUAUUGGAGAGCUGUUGAAGAUCCGCCUGACCUGGGAGAGUCCCACUGAGUCCUUCUCGGCUGUGUGGAAACACAUUAAGUCUUUCUGGUCCACUUCCUCAAGUACCAAAGUGCUGCAGGUCCGCAGGAUCCGCAUCAAGUGUGGAGAGUCACAGAGGAAGUUCACAUUCUGUGCUGAAGACAUGGCAGUAACAGACAUCACUCCGGGGAAAUCUGUAACCUUUGUGAAAUGUCGUGACGGUUGGGAGGUGAAACCCAGGAAACGGAUCCAGGGCUGAGGGGAUCACGGUCACUGAUGUGUGUGUGUCUGCAGGAUCCAGGGCUGAGGGGAUCACGGUCACUGAUGUGUGUGUGUCUGCAGGAUCCAGGGCUGAGGGGAUCACGGUCACUGAUGUGUGUGUGUCUGCAGGAUCCAGGGCUGAGGGGAUCACGGUCACUGAUGUGUGUGUGGAUUGGGAUGUGACUGCUCUCUUCACAGGCUGAGCACUUUUUUAUCUGUUUCUUUUUUCUAAACAGUUGGGGCAUGAAGCAAAAGUGUGUUUGUGUAUGAAGGAGGGUGUGUGUGUGUGUGUGUGUGUGUGUGUGUGUGGGUGUGUGUGUGUGUGUGUGGGUGUGUUUCUCUUUUGAUACUAAUUUGUACAGGCCUAUUUAUUUGUGAUCUAGCCUGUGUCU